AUGAUCAAGGAGAUUACGGUGGUCUUGUUUCUUGGGUUGGCGGCAUGGAUGUAUCAGACCACCCAACCUCCACCUCCGAAGAUUUGUGGUACCCCAGGUGGCCCUCCCAUUACAGCACCUAGAGUAAAGCUGAGGGACGGGAGGUAUUUGUCCUACAAGGAGAAUGGUGUUUCUAAAGACACUGCCAAAGCUAAGAUCAUAAUUGUUCAUGGCUUUGGUUCUACGAAACAUGACUCAAUGAGUAUGACAGACUCUGUUCUGGAUGUUGUUCAGGAGCUGGGGCUGUACUUUGUGUACUUCGACCGGCCAGGUUAUGGAGAGAGCGAUCCUGAUCCAAAGCGAACUCCAAAAAGUAUAGCUUUAGAUAUAGAAGAGCUUGCUGAUCAUUUAGGACUAGGAUCUAAAUUUUAUGUGAUGGGGUUUUCCAUGGGAGGCCAAGUGGUUUGGGGCUGCCUCAAGUACAUUCCUCAUAGGCUAGCAGGAGCAACACUAAUUUCUCCCGUUGUCAACUAUUGGUGGCCUGGCUUUCCUGCAAACUUAUCAGCAGAAGCAUACUACCGACAGAUACCACAGGAUCAAUGGGCAUUACGCGUUGCUCACCAUUCUCCAUGGCUCACCUACUGGUGGAACACUCAGAAAUGGUUUCCUUCAUCAGCUGUUAUAUCCAUGAAGCCUGAAAUUUUCUCCCGUCAGGAUUUAGAACUCAUAUCCAUGUUUGCAAAGAAGAGAGAAGCCAGGCCACAAGCAACGCUGCAAGGAGAAUUUGAAUCCACACAUCGCGACUUGAUUGUUGGAUUUGGGAAGUGGGAAUUUGAUCCCAUGGAUCUUGAGAAUCCCUUUCCUAAAAAUGAAGGCUCAGUUCAUCUAUGGCACGGUGAGGAAGAUGUAAUGGUGCCUGCUAGCUUGCAGAGAUAUAUAGCCCAAAGACUUCCAUGGAUUAGCUACCAUGAAGUUCCUGGUGCUGGACAUAUAUUCACCGCCAUCCCACAGAAUUUCGAAAAAAUUGUAAAGGCUUCUUUUCUGGAAAAGGAGUGA
This is a messenger RNA of Dovyalis caffra, 1035 nucleotides long. Lineage: Eukaryota; Viridiplantae; Streptophyta; Magnoliopsida; Malpighiales; Salicaceae. The record is from the annotation of a GenBank genome assembly.